Molecule: messenger RNA, 522 nt
Organism: Leptosia nina
Lineage: Eukaryota; Metazoa; Arthropoda; Insecta; Lepidoptera; Pieridae
Source: the annotation of a GenBank genome assembly
AUGACUGUAGGUUUAAGUUAUGCAGCUGUUCCCUUGUAUAGGAUUUUUUGUCAAGCAUACAGUUAUGGCGGUGCAACAUCACAAGCAGAUGCAAACGAUGAAGUUAGCAAAAUGAAGGCCAUAAAGGAUAGACCCAUUAAAGUGAGGUUUAACGCUGAUGUGGCUUCAUCUAUGCAGUGGAAUUUUAAACCACAACAAACCGACAUUACUGUUGUACCUGGAGAAACAGCAUUAGCAUUUUACACAGCUAAAAACCCUACAGACAAGCAAGUUAUAGGAAUUAGCACAUAUAAUGUGGUGCCAUUUGAGGCGGGGCAGUAUUUCAACAAGAUUCAGUGUUUCUGUUUUGAAGAACAGAUGCUCAAUCCCCAUGAAAUGGUAAAUAUGCCAGUAUUCUUCUACAUAGAUCCAGAAUUCAGUGAAGAUCCAAAAAUGGAGUAUAUUGAUGAAAUUGUAUUAUCAUACACUUUCUUUGAGGCUAAAGAGGGAUUCCAACUUCCAGUUCCCUCUUAUGCCAAAUAA